AUGUUAGAUGAUUUUAUCAUUAAUCAAAAUCAAAUUGAAUUGAAUACAGUCGAUUUAAAUAUUGACAAUGUUAUUCAGUCCUCAUCAUCAUCAUCAUCAUCAUCAUCAUCAUCAUCAUCAUCACCGUCAUCAUCAUCAUCAUCAUCAUCAUCAUCGUUGUCAUCAUCUUAUGCAAUAUCAUCUGUAGAGACAUGGGCACUUAUAUUAACAUUUUUAUAUUAUGCAAUAAUGAUUUGUUUAGGUAUAUUUUGUUGGUUAAAUGCUAAACGUAAAUAUAAAAAUCGUCAAAAAUCAAUAGAUAUUUCAACAUGGUCACGUUUUCAUAUUGGUCCUAAUCAAUUACAUAUUAAAUAUACAGAUGAUGAUGGUGAUUCUAUGACUAAUUAA
Schistosoma curassoni is the source of this 387-nucleotide messenger RNA. Lineage: Eukaryota; Metazoa; Platyhelminthes; Trematoda; Strigeidida; Schistosomatidae. The record is from the annotation of a GenBank genome assembly.